AUGCACAAAAACUGGUACGAAUACACACCGGAGGACAACGAAGCAUUUUACACUGAGGAAUUCAACCUCAUGGAAGUGCUGGGUGAAAAGCCUGAAGCGGUCCAUCCCUCUGAACCAGCAGAAGAGGAGAAAGGACUCUCUGAACCAGUUGUGAAACUGGUCAAAGGCUUUUUAACUGCUGGAGAGCUGGAGACAGGGAGCUUUCAGCAGUUGGACACCACUGGAAAGUCCAUGGGUGAAAUUGACCGACUCAGACUACAAGUGGUCAAUGAACGUCGGCUGAGGAGAAAGUCAGAGGACGAGAUGGGCAUGACCCUUGUGAAGCUGAAGCUGGACAUGGCGGCCAAAGCUUCACAGGCCAAAACUAGAGAGGCCAAUCUGCAGGAAGAGGUGGAACAGCUGAAGAGGAAAUGUCCUAAAGACAACACAAUUCAUGCUCUCCAAGUUGCGCAUGAAAUGAGCGUCCAAAAGCUUAAGAAAGAGCUCGAGGACGUGAAGUUGAAUUUGCUCAACAAAACAAAGCGGAUCAUCUGUGCACAUGAGAUCCAACUCAACCAAAAAGCCAAAGCAAAGCAGGACGUGGAGGCUGAACUGAGCCAAGUGAGAGAAAAGAACAGCUCACUGCUCAAUGAGUCUGGGGAACUGAAAGCACAGAUUCAGUCAAGGAACGUCGACAUAGAUAGUUUGAAAAGCCAGGUCACUGAACUAAAAGCCAUGACUGAGACAAUGAAAGACAACUCUCUGCGAAAACACAGAGAAUGGAAUCUUGAAAGACAGUUUCUCUGCCAACAAACAGAGGAAGCCAAGUCACAACUGCUAAAGGCAGAAACAGAAAGCAAACUGCUGCUUGAGACGAACGGUCAGCUGGAAGCUUCUUUAGGAAAUCUGAAAAAAGAACUGGAGGAGCUUUCAAAGGGAUGUGGCAAACUGGACGGGCGACUGCAAAAAGAGACUGAAGAGAAGAUCCUGAUGCGUCAAGAAAUCCAGGAUAAAGGCAUGGAGAUGGACGUGAUGAAAGACGUGAUCAACAAGUCCAGGGACCAGAAGAUCAAUCUGAAGCUGCAGGUUCAGGAGGUUCAGGGCCGACUCCGAACAGAAGAAGAGGCCAAUCGAUUCUUGAACGAGUCACUGAACGAACUGAAGGAGGAGCUGGAGCGAGAGAAGCUGGAGAAGGCCGCCAUUUUGAGAAACUGUGAGGAUCUCAAAGAGGGACAGAGCACAGUACAGCAAGAGUGUUCUCUGCUGGAGGCCAAGGUUAGUACUCUGUCCCAAAAACUAAACAAAACUGAAGAAGAGCGCUCCCUGCUGGAGGCUAAGUCCAGUGCCUUGGAACAAAAACUAAACAAAACGGAAGAAGAGCGCUACCUGCUGGAGGCCAAGUCCAUUGCAUUGACUCAAAACCUAAAGGAGACGGAAGAAGAGCGCACUCUGCUGGAGGCUAAGUCCAGUGCGUUGGAACAAAAACUGAUAAAAACAGAAGAGGACUGCUCUCUGCUGGAGGCCAAGUCCAGUGCGUUUGAACAAAAACUAAACAAAACGGAAGAAGAGCGCUCCCUGCUGGGGGCUAAGUCCAGUGCGUUGGAGAAAAAGCUGAUAAAAUCAGAAGAGAACUGCUCUCUGCUGGAGGCUAAGUCCACUGCAUUGACUCAAAAACUAAAGGAGACGGAAGAAGAGCGCUCCCUGCUGGAGGAGAGGUGGUUGGCUACGGAGCUGAAGCUGGAGAAGAAGCGUCAAAAGUGGUACAGGAAACUCCUGCGCUGCUAA
This is a messenger RNA of Knipowitschia caucasica, 1764 nucleotides long. Lineage: Eukaryota; Metazoa; Chordata; Actinopteri; Gobiiformes; Gobiidae. The record is from the annotation of a GenBank genome assembly.